This is a messenger RNA of Aspergillus heteromorphus CBS 117.55, 3233 nucleotides long. Its product is annotated as MIF4G-domain-containing protein. The transcript has a single exon. Gene Ontology annotation, biological process: mRNA splicing, via spliceosome. Lineage: Eukaryota; Fungi; Ascomycota; Eurotiomycetes; Eurotiales; Aspergillaceae. Gene Ontology annotation, molecular function: protein binding; RNA binding. Gene Ontology annotation, cellular component: catalytic step 2 spliceosome. The record is from RefSeq and is a predicted model, not a curated record. Bases 53 to 2770 code for a protein of 905 amino acids.
UCUGCGGAUCCUCGCGACUCUCAGAACUCUCUCACGGGACUGCCAACGAAAUAUGACGGACCCGGUCGUAUUGCAGUCGGCGGUGCGAGUGCCCACUCCUCCCCCAGGCGCCCCGUACUCCCCUCAAGCCUCAGCAUCCCGGAAACGCUCACCUCCCUCUCGGUCGCCCUCACCGAAUCGUCGUCGCUCCCCCCCCGGCGAUCCGUCGAAAGACGACGCGGAAGCGCCACGCAUCGACCCUGAGCGCGCGAUCGAGCGAGAGCGCCAGCUCGCGGAGCGCCUUCGCCAGCAUGAGAGACAGGAAACCGCCCGGAAGCCGAUGACGGAGGAGGAAAAACAGGCAGCGGCCAAGGCAGAAUACGAAAAGCUCCUGAACAUGCGCUCGGGUGGCACCUAUAUUCCUCCUGCGCGACUCCGGGCGCUGCAGGCGCAGAUCACAGACAAGACUAGCAAGGAGUACCAGCGUAUGGCGUGGGAGGCCCUGAAGAAGUCGAUCAACGGUCUCAUCAACAAGGUCAACGUUUCCAACAUCAAGUUCAUUGUUCCUGAACUGUUCGGGGAGAACUUGGUGCGCGGUCGCGGUCUGUUUUGCCGGAGUAUCAUGAAAGCCCAAGCGGCCAGUUUACCGUUUACGCCUAUCUACGCUGCGAUGGCCGCUAUCGUGAAUACCAAACUGCCCCAGGUCGGCGAGUUACUGCUUAACCGUCUGAUUGUCCAGUUCCGCAAGGCAUUCAAGCGAAACGAUAAGGCCGUCUGCAUAUCCUCUACAACGUUCAUCGCCCACCUGUGCAACCAGCAGGUUGCGCAUGAGAUGCUGGCCGCGCAAAUCCUUCUGCUGCUGCUUCACAAGCCCACAGACGACAGUGUCGAAAUCUCCGUCGGUCUUACACGAGAGGUCGGUCAGCAUUUGGAAGAGAUGAGUGGCCCGAUCGCCCUGGCGGUGUUUGACCAGUUCCGGAACAUCCUCCACGAAGCCGACAUCGAUAAGCGAGUGCAGUACAUGAUUGAAGUGCUGUUCCAGGUUCGGAAGGACCGAUACAAGGACAACCCGGCGGUCAGGGAAGAAUUGGAUCUGAUCGAGGAGGAGGAUCAAAUCACGCACCAAAUCGGCCUUGACGACGAGAUCGAGACCCAGGAUUCUCUGAAUAUUUUCAAGUAUGAUGCGGAGUGGGAAGAGCAUGAGGAGGCGUACAAGAAUCUCAAGGCGGAGAUUCUAGGAGAGGGCAGCGACGACGAGGAAGACGAGGACGAAUCGGACGAGAGCUCUGACGAGGAAUCGGAGGAGGAGCGGAAGAUGGACAUCAAAGACCAAACCAACACAGAUCUCGUCAACCUGCGCAGGACGAUCUACUUGACCAUCAUGUCCAGUAUAGAUUUCGAAGAAUGUUGCCACAAACUGAUGAAGAUCUCGCUGCCGGCUGGUCUUGAACCCGAGCUUCCGUCGAUGGUCAUCGAGUGCUGCUCCCAGGAGCGCACGUAUUCGAAGUUCUACGGCUUGAUUGGAGAACGCUUUGCGAAGAUCAACCGCCUCUGGUCAGAUCUCUUCGAGGCAGCCUUUGCCAAGUACUACGACACCAUCCACCGCUACGAGACAAACCGACUCCGCAACAUCGCGCGGUUCUUCGGCCAUAUGCUCAGCAACGAUGCCAUCGGGUGGCAUGUCAUGUCGAUCAUCCACAUGAACGAGGAAGAGACGACAUCCAGCAGCCGUAUCUUUAUCAAGAUCCUGUUCCAGGACCUGGGUGAGCAUAUGGGUCUGCCCAAGCUGCAGGAGCGCAUGAGAGACGACAUUCUACGCCCCAGCUUCGAAGGCCUUUUCCCACUGGACAACCCCCGCAACACGCGCUUCUCGAUCAACUACUUCACCAGUGUCGGCAUGGGCUUGCUGACGGAGGACAUGCGCGAACACCUCAAGAACCUCCCCAAACCCACGGUUCCUGCAUUGCCUGCACGGGACGGCGGCGCCGAAUCCGACGCCGAGUCCGAUAUCUCCCAUCCCACCAGCUGCUCCACCUGCACUCCUCGCUCUCGCUCUCGCUCUCGCUCCCGCUCCCGCUCCCGCUCCUACUCCUACUCCCGCUCUCCCUCCCGCAGCCGCGGCCGCAGAGGCUCCGUCACCCGGGGCAGAUCCUACACCCGAUCCGUAUCGGGCUCCUCGCGCCGCAGCUACAGCUACACCCCAUCGCGGUCACGGUCCCCUGCCCCCAAGACCCGCGCGCGCUCCGCCUCAUACAGCCGGUCCCGAUCUCCAGCCCCACGCAGAAGACCCUCCGUGUCGCGUUCACCGCCACCCCGCCGGACCCGGGAUCGGUCCUACGAUUCCCGCUCCCCUCGUCGCAGUGUGAGCCCUCCUCCCAGACGUCCCGCCGCCUCUCGGUCCAUCACACCCCCUCGCAAGCGCGACACCAACGCCCGGAGAGAGAGAGACAGAGACCGCAGCUACUCCCGCUCACCGUCCCGGUCCGUGACCCCCCCCCCUCGGCGACCCGCCCAGACGCGCGGAACCCGCUACUCGGAGUCCCGAUCGCCUCCUCCCCGCAGGCGGGUUGAAAGGAGUGUAUCCGGAUCUCGCUCCGACUCGCGGUCUCGGUCUCGGUCUCGUUCCCCGCGCCGUCCACGCCCCAGCCGCCGAGCUGCUCGCGACGCCUCCGUCUCGCGCUCUCCAACCCCACCCCCACGGUCCGCGCGUGACGAGCCCCGCCGUCGUCGCCGGUACUCAGAUUCCCGCUCGCCAUCCCGCUCUCCGCCCCGUCGGGCAGCGCGCGAUUAGUCGCAGACCUGAAACAUACAUGCAUACAUUCAUUCAUACUCAGACCGAAGGAAAUCAUGCCAGGCCGGGUAAAUCGAUAUUUGCAGAUAGACAGGUUCAAGCCUGCGGACGGCCGUGGACAAGGUUUGGUAGGAUGGGAUGGGAUAGGAUGGGACAUGAGAGGGUAUGAUAGGGUAUGAUAGUCUAGUCUAGUCUAGUCAGGAAGGAAGGAAGGGAGAUCUUUUGUUUGUAAUGGAUUGGAUGUAUCUAUACGUUGACAAUUUGGUGUUUGCUGCCUUGCCUUGCCUUGCCUAUGCGGAACAGAAAAGAAUUGCAUUGUCGGUAGACUUACCCUUCCUUCCUUCUUUCUACUUUCUACUUUCUACUUUCUACUUUCUACUUUCUACUUUCUACUUUCUACUUUCUACUUUCUACUUUCUACUUUCUACUUUCUCUUUGUGGGGACUGUAUCUAUGUCUAUGUC